AGGUGGCUUGCGGUGCGUCGGUGAUGCUGAGGAGAAGGAGCGAGAGAGCGAGCGAGCGAGCCGAGGAGCGGGAGGACAGAGCGCAUCUUCGGCCGCCGCCGCCGCCGCCGCUCGCCUCCUCCCUGCCGGCCAGGCGUCCGGUGUCUCGUUCGCCUCCCCGGCCAGACCUCGCCCGUUGCCCAGUGACGAGCUGCUCCCUCCGCGGAAGCCGUCAAGAUGGUGGAUUUGUGCCAGGCUGGCAGCGGCGACGAGGAAGGCAAGAAGACGUCGAAAAGGUCUCGAACGAGGCGAGGCAAACGAGGCCGCCGGCGUCGCAAUAACAACAAGCACAAGAGCAACAUCAACAACAAGCACCAAACACCGCCGCCAUUUCUACCACCAGAGGCUGAAGAAGGAAACAUUGAAUACAAGCUCAAGCUGGUCAACCCCUCCCAGAACCGCUUUGAGCACCUGGCCACGCAGCUCAAGUGGCGUCUUCAGGAAGGCCGCGGUGAGGCCGUCUACCAGAUCGGCGUGGAGGACAACGGGCUGCUGGUGGGUCUGAGCCGAGCCGACAUGACGGCCUCCAUCGGAACCUUGCGCAAGAUGGCCGACAAGGUGGGUGCUGACAUCACGCUGCUGCGGGAGCGUCAGGUGGACUCAGACGCUGACGGGAACGCACGAGGGAUCGCCGAGGUCCUGGUGCGGAAGGUUCCGGAUGACCAGCAGUUCCUAGACCUGCGCGUGGCCGUGCUGGGCAACGUGGACUCGGGGAAGUCCACGCUGCUGGGCGUGCUGACGCAGGGCGAGCUGGACAACGGGCGAGGCCGAGCGCGCCUCAACCUCUUCAGGCAUCUCCACGAGAUCCAGACGGGACGCACGUCCAGCAUCAGCUUCGAGAUCCUGGGCUUUGACAGCAGAGGACAAGUGGUCAACUACAGCGACUCGCGCAGCGCCGAGGAGAUCUGCGAGAGCUCCUCCAAGAUGAUCACCUUCAUCGACCUGGCGGGACAUCACAAGUACCUGAAGACCACCGUCUUUGGACUCACCAGCUACUGCCCGGACUUUGCCAUGCUGGUGGUCAGCGCCAACACCGGCAUUGCCGGUACCACCAGGGAGCACCUGGGCCUGGCCAUGGCGCUGAAGGUUCCCAUCUUCAUCGUGGUCAGCAAAGUGGACGUGUGCUCGCGGGGGGGCGUGGAGCGAACGCUCAGGCAACUGGAGCGACUCCUCAAGCAGCCGGGCUGCAACAAGGUCCCGCUGGUCGUCCGUACGGCCGACGACGCCGUCGCCGCCGCGCAGCAGUUUGCCCCCGCCGCCUGCGUGACGCCCAUCUUCACCUUGUCCAGUGUGUCAGGAAAAGGUCUGGAGCUGCUCAAGGUCUUCUUGAACAUUCUUCCUCCUCUCAGCAACAGCAAACAGCAGGAGGAACUCAUGCAGCAGCUCACCGAGUUCCAGGUGGACGAGAUCUACUCUGUUCCCGACGUGGGGACGGUGGUAGGCGGGACCUUGUACAGCGGCGUGUGCCGCGAAGGCGAGCGUCUGGCGGUGGGCCCGACUGACGAGGGCGGCUUCCUGCGUGUGAAGGUUCUGUCCAUCCAGAGGAACCGCUCCACCUGCAGGCUGCUGAGGGCGGGGCAGGCGGCCACGCUGGCGCUGGGCAACCUGGACAGGACGCUGCUGCGCAAGGGCAUGGUGAUGGUGAGUCCCAAGAUGAAGCCCACCAUCUGUCGCCACUUUGAGGCGGCCGUGGUUCUCCUCUUCCACGCCGGGACCUUCCGCCGCGGCUCGCAGGUCACGGCGCACGUGGGCAACGUCAGGCAGACGGCCGUCGUGCAAAGGCUGCACGGGAAGGAGGAGCUGAGGACGGGCGAGCGAGCCGUGGUAACCUUUUGCUUCCUCAAACAUCCCGAAUAUCUUCGGACCGGCGCCAAACUUCUCUUCAGACAGGGAGUCACCAAGGGCAUAGGACACGUCACACGCCUCCUCACCACAGAAAACAUCCAGAACCACGACAACCAGAACUACUAGGAUAGAAGCGCCAUAACCUGAAGCAUCACAACCACUAGAAAGCAAACUCUACAACCACAAGCACCACCGUUUUUGUCGUCAACAGUAAUUAGCCACCUUAGCAUGCGACCCGCGUGCCAGAAAAGGCAGCUUGGACUUCAAACGUUUCAGUCCCAUCCUGAAAUGAAGAUGCUUGGUGUUUGUUUACUAGAAAGAACAAUAUGUGACAUUUACUGUGUUUGACACAUCGAAAAAUAAUAGAGUGGAAAGCGA
Syngnathus acus (greater pipefish) is the source of this 2262-nucleotide messenger RNA. It is a transcript of the gene gtpbp2b, whose product is annotated as GTP binding protein 2b. Bases 217 to 2010 code for a protein of 597 amino acids. Gene Ontology annotation, molecular function: GTP binding; translation elongation factor activity; GTPase activity. Lineage: Eukaryota; Metazoa; Chordata; Actinopteri; Syngnathiformes; Syngnathidae. Gene Ontology annotation, biological process: translational elongation. The record is from RefSeq and is a predicted model, not a curated record. The transcript has 12 exons.